Messenger RNA from Cynara cardunculus var. scolymus (artichoke), 1128 nucleotides. RefSeq names its product 5'-methylthioadenosine/S-adenosylhomocysteine nucleosidase 2-like. The transcript is spliced from 8 exons. Gene Ontology annotation, molecular function: methylthioadenosine nucleosidase activity. Gene Ontology annotation, biological process: nucleoside metabolic process. NCBI's taxonomy places the organism in Eukaryota, Viridiplantae, Streptophyta, Magnoliopsida, Asterales, Asteraceae. The record is from RefSeq and is a predicted model, not a curated record. The coding region runs from base 185 to 979 and encodes 264 amino acids.
UUGUGAAAUUUGCAGCAUUUGAAAAAGAUCCGACUUUGUAUUGUAUGAAAGUCGCCCAUCAAGAAACACCUUCUGUUCAUGUUCAGCAAUCAGCAUUCGCUUCCUCAGUUGAAUACUUGAAAUCAAACCAAAACGCUUUUCUAUCUCUCUCUCUCUCGCCGAGAGAGACAAGUAAACACUGAUCAUGGCUCCUCCUCCUAACGAAGAUAACAGCAUCAGCCACGACUCAUCCGAUGAUCAACAUCGCCCCAUCUCUACUAUCGUUAUCAUCAUCGCUAUGCAGACGGAAGCACUUCCUCUUGUGAAUGCGUUUGAGCUAACGCAGGACACUAAUCCUAUAUUUCCGAAAGGAACUCCUUGGGUCCGCUAUUAUGGUUCUUACAGAGCUCUAAAUGUCAAUAUCAUUUGGCCAGGAAAGGAUGCUGUUUUAGGGGUUGACAGCGUUGGUACUAUUUCUGCAUCUCUUGUGACUUAUGCUGCUAUUCAAACCUUGCAACCAGACCUCAUCAUCAAUACUGGGACUGCUGGUGGUUUUAAAGCAAAAGGAGCUUGUAUUGGUGACGUGUAUGUUGCAUCAGAAGUUGCUUUUCAUGAUAGAAGGAUACCAAUCCCAGUUUUUGAUCUCUAUGGAGUUGGUUUGCGACAGGGUUGCUCAACACCAAAUCUGGUGAAGGAGCUUGAUUUUAAGGUUGGCAAACUGUCUACCGGAGAUUCUCUGGAUAUGACUCCACAGGAUGAAGCAUCCAUACUUGCAAAUGAUGCAGUGAUCAAAGACAUGGAGGGAGCUGCUGUCGCUUACGUAAGCGAUCUUCUGAAAGUGCCAGUAAUGUUUGUAAAAGCCGUAACUGAUAUUGUGGAUGGAGACAAACCAACUUCCGAGGAAUUUUUGCAAAACUUGUCAGCAGUUACCAUUGCACUUGGGAAAGCCGUCACUCAUGUAGUCGAUUACAUCAGUGGAAAAUCCCUUUCCGACCUCUAAUCAUACAUACAUUUUUGGUAAUCAAUGUGAUGUAUCAAAUAAAUGACUGAAUCAUUUAAUUUAUAUGACAUUAAGCCAAAACAAAUGGAAUUCUUGUAGGUUGGUUGUCUUUAAAGAAAGAUAUGAUAGAUGGAUUCUAUUUAUUGUUA